Onthophagus taurus is the source of this 1426-nucleotide messenger RNA. The record is from RefSeq and is a predicted model, not a curated record. NCBI's taxonomy places the organism in Eukaryota, Metazoa, Arthropoda, Insecta, Coleoptera, Scarabaeidae.
AAUAACAAAUAUUGCGGCAAUUCUGCGUUUAUUAACAUAUAUAUUCUAAUCUAAAAUUUUGACGUUUGAGGUUAGAAUUUAUGAGUGACAGAACUUGUUAAAAACCCGUCUUAAACUUGAAUAUGUUCCAUAUAAACCCAACCGCAGGAAAAACCGAAAUUGUAAUGUCGGAUUUCAUAGUUGAUGAGGAUCAUCAAUAUCAAACUCCAUCGAAAUGUGUAAAAACUCAACAAGAUAUGCAAUUAUGGGAGAAGUCAGAAGCUUAUUAUGAGUAUUUGGGGUUCAUAUUAGCUAUUAAUGAAGCUGUAUGCGGUAAAAGGAUAAUUCAAGGACAUGAGCAAGCGAAAUUAUCACCAACUGUAAUAAAAAUUCUCGAAUUAUUAGAAAGAUUAAGUGUGAUGAUUGAUGAAACUCCAGCAUUAGUACAACCCCAACGGUUUGGAAAUAAAGCGUUUCGGGAUUUUUAUCAAAAAUUAAAAGAUCAAGCCGUUGAUUUAAUAAAACUGGUUCUUCCAGUUAACCUUCAUAGAUCUAUACCUGAAAUAAUGUAUUAUUUUGUGGAUGGUUUUGGGAAUUCAACCCGAAUAGAUUAUGGAACUGGUCAUGAAAUAUCAUUUUUAAUGUUUGUAUGUUGCUUAUUCAAAAUUGGUGCUUUAACAGAAGAAGAUAAAGUGGCUGUUGCUUGUGCCAUUUUUGCAAAGUAUUUAAUAAUUGUACGCAAAUUGCAACAAACAUAUCGUAUGGAACCAGCUGGAAGUCAUGGAGUUUGGAGUUUGGAUGAUCACCAAUUUGUGCCAUUCAUUUGGGGCAGUUCUCAAUUGAUUCAACAUCCGACGUUAGAUCCAUCUUCGUUUUUGCGUGAAAACAUUGUUGAUAAAUACGCAAAUGAGUAUUUGUUUAUGGGUUGCAUUCAAUACAUUAAUAAAGUGAAAAAGGGCCCAUUUGCUGAACACUCAAAUCAAUUAUGGGGAAUUAGUGGAGUUUCAAGUUGGUCCAAAAUCAAUGGGGGAUUAAUUAAAAUGUACAAAGUUGAGGUUUUAGGGAAAUUUCCUGUUGCCCAACAUAUCGUAUUCGGUUCGCUGCUUCCAAUAAACCCGGCCGAAGCUAACAGUGCCCUCCGAAAAACACGGAUGAGUUCAACACCACCGAUUUCUCCUGUUAGUUCAUUAACAGAGGUUCAAACGGAUUCAAUGCAAGUUGGUGAAGAUUCGGAAACCAAACUUAGAAUGGAAGAAGAACAUCUUAAUUAUGAAGAAGAAGAGCAAAGCAAACAAAGUCUAUCAGGGGCACAAUCCGAAGAAGUUCAGGCAACUACUACUAUGUAAAGAAAAUAAAAAAUUGCGAUGUAUUAUUAAUUGCAAUGUAUGCAUGUUUAUUUGGUAAAAAUGUGCUGCAUCUAUAAUUAACUAAUUAGUAAUAUAUAAAA